Molecule: messenger RNA, 1721 nt
Organism: Ictidomys tridecemlineatus (thirteen-lined ground squirrel)
Lineage: Eukaryota; Metazoa; Chordata; Mammalia; Rodentia; Sciuridae
Source: RefSeq, a predicted model, not a curated record
AUGGAGAGGCCACUUGACGUGUGGAGCACGGGCCGGGCACACGCCUUCUCUCUCACCACCAUCUACUUUAGAAGGCCGGUCACCUCCGCACGCUCCAAGGUGGAAGCUCCUCAGCUGACUCUCACAGAGGCUCGUCCCUGGUUCAGGGCAGUGGAGGACAGCCCCUUCCUGGUAAGAGCAGACACGGACACUCUGCAGGAGCAUCCCACACGGGUACUGAAGGAGAACCCCGGCUCGGUGCCUGCCACAGCGCCUGGGAGCCCGGAGAAGUCAACGGUGCAGCCUGGCUUCCUCAGCCGGCCUCGUGCACUCUACAGCUGGCCCAUGCCCGUGGCCCGCACUCCCCCGGGCGGCCCCGCAGCCCUGGCCUGGGCCAACCAGAGCGGAGCGCGUGACUUCGUGCUGCUGGGCUUCGCGCACGUGCCCAGGCUGCGCCCGCUGCUCGCCGCACUCUUCCUGGCGCUCUUCCUGCUGGCGCUGCUGGGCAACACGCUCAUCGCGCUGCUGCCCGGCCUGGACCCCGCCCUGCGCGCGCCCAUGUACUUCUUCCUGCGCCAGCUGGCCCUGGUGGAGCUCUGCUUCUCGCUGGACGUGGCGCCGCGCCUGCUGCUGACCCUGCUGCGGCCCGGGCGUGGCGUGUCCCCCGCGGCCUGCGCCCUGCAGCUCGUGCUGUCGUGCGUCACGUCCGAGUGCUUCCUGCUGACCGCCAUGGCCUGGGACCGCUUCGUGGCCAUCUGCAGGCCGCUGCACUAUGGCGCCCUGGUGAGCCUCAGGCGCUGCCGCCUGCUGGCCGCUGCCUGCUGGCUGGCGGGAGUCCCCGUGGCGCUGGUCUUCACCGCCUGGCUGUUCAGCUUUCCCUUCUGCGGGCCGCGUGGCAUCCGCCACUUCUUCUGUGACAUCGCCCCUCUGCUCAGCCUGGUGUGCGCAGACACCAGGGUCUUCGAGGCCAACGUGUUGGCGGCCACGGUGCUGGUCAUCAUGGUUCCCUUCUGCCUGAUUGCCACAUCCUACGCCAGGAUUCUGGCCACUGUCCUGCGGAUGCCUUCGGCCUCGGGACGCCUCAAGGCUCUGUCCACCUGCGCGUCCCACCUCAUCGUGGUGAUUCUGUUCUAUGGCACCACGGGGGUCAUCCAUUUGCGCCCCAAGGCCAGCUACUCUCCUGAGAGCAAGCAGGUGGUGUCCCUGUCCUACACCCUGGUGACCCCCAUGCUCAACCCGCUCAUCUACAGCCUUCGGAACAAGGAGGUGAAGGCUGCCCUGGGGCGCCUGUGCCGGUGGCCUCGCCCGUCUGGACUCAGGGCAUGAGCUCUUGGGCCCAAGAUGGGAGUCAGAGUCAGCAUCUGCUUUUGCCCAGGAUCUUUGUGCAAGUGUGUGUAGCACUCAGACUCUCAGGGAACUGUCCUCUUUCUCUUUUCAGUCUGGGUGGCCCUAGUCUUGGAAAUCCCUGUGCCUUGUGCCGGGGCUCCUAGACGCACGGAUCACAUCUUUCUGCCCAAGCAAAGGCCCGUGACGGAGGCUUCCAGCCCCCAUGAGUACCUGGCAGCUGACAGGCUAAGCCGCCUGGGACAGCUGGAGUGUGGGGAUCAGCAGCUGCCACUGGAAUGCGAAGUAACAAGGCACCCAGUGUCUUAAGAGCCGCCAUCUGUUCUCCUGAACCUGCCCUCGGCUGAGUGCUGCUAAUCCAGCCUGGGCUCCUGUUCAUCCGGGUGACGUUGCUGAUA